GAAAAAGGAAAAAAGGGCGCUCCUUUUAUCGAACAGAAUAGCAGCAAAAAGAAAAUAACUUACAAGUAGAAGCUGUAAAGCCCAGCGCUCCAAAAGCCAACAGAUACUUGUAAACUUUAUAACCUCGAUUCUUUGUCAAUACUGCAUUUUGUCCCGACUUUCUUAUGAACCAGUUGAGAUUGAGAGAAAUACACGCCAACACUCUCCGAAACGGCACAGACUUCACCGCUUUUCUUGUAACCAAACUCGCAGAAACUCUCGAUUUUUCCUACGCUCACAAACUGCUCGAUACUAUUCCCAACCCAACCGUGUUUCAUUAUAACAAGCUCAUUCAAGCCUACUCCUCUCAUGGCUCUCCUCGCCAAUGCUUGUCUGUCUACGUCGCCAUGCUACUCAGAGGCUUCAUACCCAACGCCCACUCCUUCAAUUUCCUCUUUAACGCCUGUACCAGUCUCUCUAAUCCAUUCCAUCCCCAAGCGCUUCACGCCCAUUUUGUCAAAUGGGGUUUCGAAUCGGAUAUUUACGCCUCAACCGCAUUGGUGGACAUGUAUGCUAAACUGGGCCUGCUCAAUUUAGCGCGAAAACAGUUUGAUGGGAUGCCCACAAGAGAUGUGCCCACUUGGAACGCCUUGAUCGCUGGUUACGCAAAGAGUGGGGAUAUGAGGGAAGCUUCUCGCUUGUUUUCUAAUAUGCCUUCCAGGAAUGUGAUUUCUUGGACGGCAAUGAUAUCGGGCUACUCGCAGAAUGGCGAGUACGCAGAUGCAUUGGCGUUGUAUCUGGAAAUGGAGAAAGAGAAAGGAGUGAAGCCCAACCAAGUGACCAUAGCUAGUGUUCUUCCAGCUUGUGCAAAUCUUGGAGCAUUGGAAGUUGGGCAGAGGAUUGAGGCCUAUGCCAAGUCUAACGGUUACUUAAACAACAUGUUUGUGUGCAAUGCCAUAUUGGAAAUGUAUGCGAGGUGUGGUAGAAUAGAUUCAGCGAUGAGAUUAUUUCAUGAGAUUGGGAGAAGAAGAGAUUUGUGCUCUUGGAAUACUAUGAUUAUGGGUCUAGCUAUCCAUGGUAAAUGCAGCGAGGCUCUGGACCUUUUCAACCAAAUGUUGGGGGAAGGCAUUUCACCCGAUGACGUCACAUUUGUUGGGGCAAUCUUGGCGUGCACACAUGGCGGCAUGGUUGCUAAAGGACGAGAACUCUUCGAGUCAAUGGAGCAAAAAUUUUCUGUCACUCCUAGACUGGAACAUUAUGGAUGUAUGGUUGAUCUUUUAGGUCGUGCAGGAGAAUUGCAAGAGGCUUAUCAUCUUAUACGGAGCAUGCCCAUGAGGCCAGACUCUGUUAUUUGGGGGACAAUGCUGGGGGCAUGCAGCUUUUACGGCAAUGUGGAGCUGGGUGAGAAAGCAGCAGAGUCUCUCUUCGAGUUAGAACCUUGUAAUCCAGGAAACUAUGUGAUUCUUUCUAAUAUUUAUGCAUCAGCAGGCAGAUGGGAUGGAGUUGCUAAGUUGAGGAAGCUAAUGAAGAGCUCCCAAGUAACGAAAGCAGCAGGAUACAGCUUCAUGGAGGAAGGAGGCCAGCUCCAUAGGUUCAUUGUUGACGAUAGAUCUCAUCCAAAGUGUGGUCAGAUAUAUGCAUUGUUGGAUGAUGUCCAUGUAAAAAUUAAGCUUCUUGGGCAUACAACUGAUAUUGAUUCUAUUACUGAAGAUACAGACGUAACACUAUGACAGACGUUAUUUGAUAUGUUUACGUACACCAUGUUGAGAAAUUGUGAAACCAUGUUAGGUACAAAGUU
This is a messenger RNA of Coffea eugenioides, 1777 nucleotides long. RefSeq names its product pentatricopeptide repeat-containing protein At5g08510-like. The coding region runs from base 165 to 1709 and encodes 514 amino acids. Gene Ontology annotation, molecular function: RNA binding; protein binding. Gene Ontology annotation, biological process: RNA modification. Lineage: Eukaryota; Viridiplantae; Streptophyta; Magnoliopsida; Gentianales; Rubiaceae. The transcript is spliced from 2 exons. The record is from RefSeq and is a predicted model, not a curated record.